Messenger RNA from Electrophorus electricus (electric eel), 942 nucleotides. Its product is annotated as olfactory receptor 1D5-like. Gene Ontology annotation, biological process: detection of chemical stimulus involved in sensory perception of smell; G protein-coupled receptor signaling pathway. Gene Ontology annotation, molecular function: G protein-coupled receptor activity; olfactory receptor activity; odorant binding. NCBI's taxonomy places the organism in Eukaryota, Metazoa, Chordata, Actinopteri, Gymnotiformes, Gymnotidae. Gene Ontology annotation, cellular component: membrane. The record is from RefSeq and is a predicted model, not a curated record.
AUGCUAUCCACAGUGGAGAAUGUUUCCAGUAUCUUAGUGUUUACACUAACUCAAUUAGAUGAAACUAUGGAAAACAAAUAUAUGCUUUUUUCUUUGACUGCCUUGUGUUAUCAUUUUAUUUUAUUGUGCAAUAUUACUGUAAUUGUUUGCAUUGCCUCAGAUAAGAGGCUUCAUGAGCCUAUGUAUAUUUUUUUAUGUAACUUGUGUAUUAACGCACUGUAUGGCACUGCUGGCUUCUACCCUAAAUUCAUGUAUGAUUUACUGUCUCAAAUUCCAGUAAUAUCAUAUUCAGGAUGUAUGAUUCAAAUAUUUGUUAUUUAUUCAUCUGUUUUAUGUGACUAUUCAAUUUUAACAGUUAUGGCUUAUGACAGGUAUGUGGCGAUAUGUAGGCCUCUGGAGUAUCACUCAGAAAUGACAAAUAUCAAAAUUGGAACAUGUAUUCUUUUUUGUUGGCUUGCACCAUUGUUUUCCAUGGGUAUUCUAGUCUUGUUAACAUCAAGACUCACCUUGUGUGGAUCAGAUAUUGGAAAGCUAUAUUGUGAAAACUGGGCAGUUGUUAAACUGGCUUGUUAUACAACCACAGUAAAUAAUGUGAUUGGAUAUAUAGUUAUAAUCAUAUAUUUGGGACAUGUCGUAUUGAUCACUGUUUCAUAUAUUCAUUUGAUUGGAAAAUGCAGAAAAUCGAUAGAGGAUAGGUAUAGAUUUAUGCAAACAUGUAUGCCGCACCUGCUUGCACUGUUCAAUGUUACUGUUGCAUUGUUGUUUGAUGUGCUUUACAGCAGAUAUGGUUCAACAUCAUUCUCUCAAAGUGUGCGAAAUUUCUUGGCACUAGAAUUCCUUUUUAUACCUCCCAUUUUAAAUCCCAUUAUUUAUGGACUAAAACUGACAAAAAUACGAAAGAAAGUAAUGGGAAUUUUCUCCAGUAACAAUGCUGUUGCAUAA